AUGCGAAGCGAACAUCUUGAAACACGUCAAGCACCGGGCGUGGUUGCAACUUCGAGUUAUCUCCGACGAGGAUACCAAGCUUCUACCGUUGCUGGUGAUUGGGUUUACAUCGAUGGGGGACAAUUUUCGUUUUUGAACGACGCUGGACAAUCAGUCUAUGAGUACUCGUCGACACUGCUUUCUAUCGAUCUUUCGAAAAGUUGGACGAAUGCGACGGUCGUGUUGCAAUCCACUGCAAAACCUAGUGGCCUUCCCAGCCUCGAUAAUCCGUCCCUUUGGUAUUACGAAGCAGACGACCUUCUGUAUACCGGAUUCACUGGCUAUCCUUCAGGUAUCGGCGUUCUACAAUCUGAUCCGUUGUCACUGUGGUCUUUCAAGCCCGACGAUACCGGAAGUGGAGCUUGGAAUCAAGUGAUUGAUUCCAACUCUUCUGUUUGGGAGCCGCUUACGCGCCCUGGCGGCUCUCUCAUGGCGUACAGCCAGAACAAAGCACUGGUCCUCGGUGGUGACCGUGCAUACUAUGAGCCCGUCUCGCCACAAACCCUUAUGUCUGGCGCGGUACUCUUUGAUAUGGAAUCCCAGUCGUUCACAAAUCUUAGCGCUCAGUGUUGUAACGCGACGGGUGGCAUUGAGAGAGGCGCCAUGGAAUUCGUCCCAUCUUUUGGGCCGGAAGGAUUAUUCAUCGCCAUGGGAGGGUUGAAUGGACUAACUUAUAAUACUACCGAUGGUCUCGUAGGGCUGUCAACUGUCUCGGUGUUUGAUCCUGCGACGCAAGAGUGGUACAAUCAAACAACGACUGGAAGUCCGCCUAGUCCAAGAGUAUCCUUUUGCACUGCCGGCAUCAACUCAACGAACGGCACCUAUGAGAUCUUCGUCUACGGAGGCUAUGGCUGGCGCUUCGGAGACAAUUCCAUUCAAUACGAUACAAUCAAUGUCCUCACGCUGCCCGCAUUCCACUGGUUCAGCGUACCAUAUCCGCCCCAGUAUCCUCGGUUCGCGCAUUCCUGCAAUGCUGUUGGAGGGAGCCAGAUCCUUUCCAUUGGGGGGCUGGACGCCAGAGCCACGAACGACCUUCCUGGACCUGCAAAUGAGUACAACAACUCCGCAGACCAAUUUCUGCAAGGCCUGGCAAUAUUCGACAUGACCACCAUGGCCUUUGCAGAUAAUUUCACCGCCGCAGCUCCACCUUACGAGCAGUCUGGCGUGGUAAAACAGUACUACGCGCAAGCACAGCAAAAUUACAUGAAAACCCUCGUUCCAGAGGUCGCGUCACUUCUCCAAGUCACGCAUUUCACAAACACCUCUACCAACUCAACCUCCACCAACUCAACUUCCGCUUCCAACUCCCAACCUCCAAAACCCUCUCCAUCAAAAUCCAACAGCGGCGCCAUUGCAGGCGGUACAAUCGCCGGUGUGUUGGUCCUUUUCGCUUCCGCCAUCAGCAUAAUCAUCUAUCUCAAGAAGAAACGCAAAAAUGCCCCCCCAAAAGCUGCACCUAGCCCCGUAGCUGAAUUAUCCGAUGGGCCUGAUUCGAAGAAGGACAAAGGCUUGCAGGAGAUGCAGGAGGACUUUCGGCCACUGGAGCUCAGCGGAAAGCCGUUGCACGAGCUGAGCGAGCAAAACUUGCAGGAGAUGGAGCAGUCGGCACAAAAGAUAGAGUUGCAUGCGGGUGGGCGAUCGGAGAUGGAGCAGCCGGCACAAAAGAUAGAGUUGCAUGCGGAUGGGCGAUCGGAGAUGGGAGCGUAUGGGAAUUCCUUUUAA
Letharia lupina is the source of this 1761-nucleotide messenger RNA. RefSeq lists its product as uncharacterized. NCBI's taxonomy places the organism in Eukaryota, Fungi, Ascomycota, Lecanoromycetes, Lecanorales, Parmeliaceae. Gene Ontology annotation, cellular component: cell cortex of cell tip. The record is from RefSeq and is a predicted model, not a curated record. Bases 1 to 1761 code for a protein of 586 amino acids. Gene Ontology annotation, molecular function: protein binding. The transcript is spliced from 6 exons.